Molecule: messenger RNA, 2849 nt
Organism: Exophiala oligosperma
Lineage: Eukaryota; Fungi; Ascomycota; Eurotiomycetes; Chaetothyriales; Herpotrichiellaceae
Exons: 4
Coding region: 28-2466 (812 amino acids)
Biological process (GO): DNA strand elongation involved in DNA replication; DNA replication; double-strand break repair via break-induced replication
Cellular component (GO): MCM complex; nucleus
Molecular function (GO): single-stranded DNA helicase activity; ATP hydrolysis activity; ATP binding
Source: RefSeq, a predicted model, not a curated record
CCUCUCCUCCCUCACAUCACGAGCAACAUGGCGCUCCUACAACACAAAGCGCUCGCUGACUAUGCGAAACAGCUAGAUGCCUUUGAAUCCUUCUUGAAGAAGUUCGAGACCUCAAAAACAUCUUCAGACGCAGCCGCUGAGGCCAUCGAUAGCCUGCACCUCGAUGGCGACCACACCAGCGAUGAAUAUGACUUUAUGGACGACGUUACCGACAAUGCCAACACGAGAAGGCGGCCAAAGAGAAAAUACAUGGAAAUGCUUCAGGAGGUGGCAGACCGCGAGCGACAGAAUAUCCUGGUAGAUCUAGAUGACCUACAAGAGUUCGAAGACUCGCUCCCGGGCGACCUUAGCUUGAGGCUCGUAGAGUCAGUGACUAACAACACGAAACACUACGUCGACUUGUUCUCCGAAGCGGUAGACAAGGUCAUUCCAAAGGCCAGCAAGGAUAUCUCAUUCAAAGACGACGUCCUUGAUAUCAUAAUGGCGCAGCGAGCAAAGCGAAACGAGACAGUUGCAGCUGCCAAUGAAGCAGACACCGAUGCAGCCCUUCCGGUCUCGACAUUCCCCCCGGAACUCACCAGAAGAUAUACUCUGAACUUCAAGCCAUUGACAUCGUCAGUUUCAGACAGAGCCAAGAAGACUCUUGCUGUUCGACAGGUCCGAGGAGAGCAUUUGGGACACCUCAUCACAGUGCGCGGUAUUACCACAAGAGUGUCAGAUGUCAAGCCUAGCAUACGAAUACAGGCAUACACCUGCGACCGAUGUGGCUGUGAAAUCUUCCAACCCAUCACCUCCAAAAAUUUCACGCCUCUACAACUGUGCCCAUCCGACGAAUGCAAAGCCAAUGAUACCAAGGGCCAGUUAUUCCCGUCCACGAGAGCCUCAAAGUUCCUGCCGUUCCAGGAAGUCAAAAUCCAGGAAAUGGCAGAUCAGGUCCCAGUCGGCCAUAUUCCGCGGACAUUGACUGUGCAUUGCAACGGCAGUCUAGCUCGACAGCUAAAUCCUGGCGAUGUUGUAGAUAUUGAUGGUAUAUUCUUGCCCACGCCGUACACAGGCUUUAGAGCGAUCAGAGCUGGUCUUCUCACCGACACAUACCUCGAGGCGCAAAAUAUUACGCAACACAAGAAGGCGUACCAGGACCUAAAGAUGGAUCCACGUAUCAUUCGACGGAUCGAGUCGUUCAAGGCCACCGGCCACAUGUACGAGUACCUAGCUCGAUCGAUUGCUCCCGAAAUCUACGGCCACCUGGAUGUUAAGAAGGCUCUCCUCUUGCUCUUGAUUGGUGGUGUGACCAAGACAAUGGGCGACGGUAUGCGAAUUCGUGGCGACAUCAAUAUAUGUCUGAUGGGCGACCCUGGUGUGGCCAAAUCACAACUUUUGAAAUAUAUCACCAAAGUUGCUCCUCGAGGUGUUUACACGACUGGUCGUGGAUCCAGUGGUGUUGGUCUUACCGCAGCUGUCAUGCGAGAUCCAGUCACCGACGAAAUGGUGCUGGAAGGUGGAGCUCUCGUCCUUGCAGACAAUGGUAUCUGCUGUAUCGAUGAAUUUGAUAAGAUGGACGACGGUGAUCGAACUGCCAUUCAUGAAGUCAUGGAGCAGCAGACAAUCUCAAUCAGCAAAGCAGGAAUCACCACGACCUUGAACGCGCGAACAUCUAUUCUCGCAGCCGCUAACCCGCUGUAUGGUCGCUACAACCCUCGUAUUUCUCCCGUGGACAACAUCAAUUUGCCAGCGGCGCUUCUUUCUCGAUUUGAUGUGCUCUUCUUGAUUCUUGACACACCCUCUCGUGAGGCGGACGAAGAGCUCGCCAAUCACGUCUGCCAUGUGCAUAUGCACAACGCACAUCCCGAGCGUGAGGGUGAAGGUGUCGUUUUCGCACCCCACGAAGUGCGGCAGUACAUCGCCCAGGCACGCACAUUCCGACCCAACGUUCCCAAGUCCGUUUCCGACUACAUGGUGGGUGCGUACGUACGUAUGCGUCAGCAACAAAAGCGUGAAGAAGGCUCGAAGAAGCAAUUCACUCACACCUCGCCACGUACGUUGCUGGGUGUGCUGCGUUUGUCGCAAGCCCUGGCUCGACUGCGUUUCAGCGAGGAAGUGGUCAAUGAAGAUGUUGACGAGGCGUUGCGACUGAUCGAAAUCUCCAAGGCAAGCUUGUACCAUGACCAGCGAGCCCAGGGUGAUCAGACGGUUAGCUCGCGAAUCUACGAUCUCAUCCGUGGCAUGAGAGAGUCCGGCGCCGCAAGUGUCGGCAAGGGUGCCAGAGGAGAACUGAACAUGAGACGUGUGACGGAGUUGAUUCUCGCCAAGGGCUUCACGCAAGAUCAGCUUACCAGAACGGUGGAGGAGUAUGAACUUCUAGAUGUCUGGCAACUUGCCAACAACGGAGCGAGACUUGUCUGGAUUGAAGCUGGCGACAGUGACGAGGAUGAUGAGGAUAUGGCCGAUGGCGAUCAAUCGGACUAGAGAAUGAUGAAUGGUUCCACGGAGUUAGAGAGUUGUGUUUGACUUGAGGACUGCUGUGUUCUCAAUGUCCUGCUUGCUUUCUAUGCGGAUGCUCUAGAUGUAUGCUGGAGUUUGCUGCAAUAUCACUUUCGGUUCCUUGGGCUGUGAUAAGGCACGUUUCGGACGGGCUCGUGUCUUGUAGUGUGAGCAUUGGCCCUUGCCGGGAAAAAAAUCGAAUGACAUUUCAGGAAAAAAAUCAUGUUUGGUACGAGAAAGAGAAGGUAUGAGAUACGGGGGGUGGAUUGCGGUGGCGGGCUUCCUUUUUCUACUUUACUUUUCGUAUCAUGGGCAUCACGAAUCAUAUACAGGGCGUACUAGCAGUUGCACAAUUUUGAUACAGAUGG